Chinchilla lanigera (long-tailed chinchilla) is the source of this 2153-nucleotide messenger RNA. It is a transcript of the gene Tp53, whose product is annotated as tumor protein p53. Gene Ontology annotation, cellular component: nucleus. The record is from RefSeq and is a predicted model, not a curated record. Gene Ontology annotation, biological process: protein tetramerization; apoptotic process; regulation of transcription by RNA polymerase II. Lineage: Eukaryota; Metazoa; Chordata; Mammalia; Rodentia; Chinchillidae. The transcript has 11 exons. The coding region runs from base 190 to 1365 and encodes 391 amino acids. Gene Ontology annotation, molecular function: DNA-binding transcription factor activity, RNA polymerase II-specific; protein binding; RNA polymerase II cis-regulatory region sequence-specific DNA binding.
AUUGGGAUUUCCCCCUCCCAUGUGCUCAGACUGGCGCUAAAAGUUUUGAGCUGCUCAAAAGUCCAGAGCCACCAUCCUGAAAGCAGGUAGCUGCUGGGCUCCGGGGGUACCUGGUGUCCGGGCUCGGAGCGUGCCUCCAAGGACCGUGACACGCUCCCCUGAGAACCGGCAGCCUUCCUAGCUGCUGCCAUGGAGGAGCCACAGUCGGACCUCAGCAUCGAGCCUCCGCUGAGUCAGGAGACGUUUUCAGACUUAUGGAAACUACUUCCCGAAAACAAUGUUCUGUCCAACUCACUGCCCUCACCCAUGGACGACCUGCUGCUGUGCCCAGAAGAUGUUGUGAACUGGCUGGAAGAAAACCCAGAUGAAGAUGUCCAAAUGUCAGCAGCUCCUGUACCAGAGCCCCCAACACCAGCAGCCCCUGCCCCGGCAGCCCCUCCACCAGCCACUUCCUGGCCUCUGUCUUCCUCAGUCCCUUCCCAUAAGCCCUACCGUGGCAACUAUGGUUUCCGCCUGGGCUUCCUUCAGUCUGGGACGGCCAAGUCUGUCACAUGCACGUACUCCCCUGACCUCAAUAAACUAUUCUGCCAGCUGGCAAAGACCUGCCCUGUGCAGGUUUGGGUUGAAUCGCCACCACCACCUGGCACCCGAGUCCGCGCACUGGCCAUUUACAAGAAGUCACAGCACAUGACAGAAGUUGUGAGGCGCUGCCCCCAUCAUGAGCGCUGCUCCGACAGUGAUGGCCUGGCCCCUCCUCAGCAUCUCAUCCGGGUGGAAGGAAAUCUGCAUGCAGAAUAUCUGGAUGACAGAACCACUUUUCGCCAUAGCGUGGUGGUGCCCUAUGAGCCACCUGAGGUCGGCUCUGACUGUACCACCAUCCACUACAACUACAUGUGCAACAGUUCCUGCAUGGGCGGCAUGAACCGGAGGCCCAUCCUCACCAUUAUCACACUGGAAGACUCCAGUGGGAAGGUGCUGGGGCGGAACAGCUUUGAAGUGCGUGUUUGUGCCUGUCCUGGAAGAGACCGGCGCACAGAGGAAGAAAAUUUCCGCAAGAAAGGAGGCUCAUGCCCUGAGCCAACACCAGGAAGUAUUAAGCGAGCACUGCCCACCAGCACCAGCUCCUCUCCACAGCCAAAGAAGAAACCACUGGAUGGAGAAUACUUUACCCUUAAGAUCCGUGGGCGUGAACGCUUUGAGAUGUUCCGAGAGCUAAAUGAGGCUUUGGAACUCAAGGAUGCCCAAACUGAGAAGGAGCCAGGGGAGAGCAGGCCUCACUCCAGCUACCUGAAGUCUAAGAAGGGGCAGUCUACCUCCUGUCAUAAAAAACCAAUGUUCAAGAGAGAAGGACCUGAUUCAGACUGACAUUCCUUGCCUCUUCUCUCCCGUCAGUCAAAUACCCCAUCCCCCACCCUGUUCCUUCCCUGGGAUUUGGAACUCUGGUGCUUGAAUCCCUGGUUUAGGUGUGCCUCAGAAAUGCCCAGGAGUUCUGCCAUUUGCCUUGCCUGGACAUCACUCAAGAAGUUGGCCUUUUGGGAAGGGUGGUGGGAGCUAGAAUGCACCAGCUGAAAUUUUCAGGUUUUAAAUGUGAGGAGAGUUAAGAGAGGGAAGAAAACAUUCUUGCAUAUAAGGAUCAGAGUUUACAACCAGCUACAUGCCCGGCUGGAAGCCCAGUUCUCCAACUCAGCUUACUGGGGAAGCUAUGGCAGGUCAUUUAAUUUCUCCUAACUUGAAUACCCACAUCUAUAAAAUGCUGGUCAUCAUAGCUACCUCCCAGGAUUUGUUUUGAGGGCUGAUGAAAGAAUGUAUGUCUGACCUUGAACCAUCUUCUAUUACAUGGGGGCUGGGUGCAUAGUGUCAAGGUUAGGGUGCUGGCUAAGGGUCAGCAGCCCCUGCCAAAUGUGCUCCAAUCUCUUGCUGAACCUUGGCACCUGAAAGGAAAUCUCACCGUCUCACAUUGAGCAGGAUUCCAUCGCUAGCUCCCAGAGGGUCUUACCCACCCAAACCCACUUUACUAUUUACUUCCCCUACAUGCUCAGGGUCAAUUUCUUUUACACUCUACAAGGCACAUCUAUACUUGUCACCCUCACACUUCCCUUUUUAUAUCCCCUUUUUAUAUCAGUUUCUUAUUUUACAAUAAAACUUUGCUACCA